AUGUCAACUUACAACUGUUCCUUUGAUCUAAUGGCUGAGAAAGGUGGGUGGCUGUGUCCAGAAAAGUGUACCAAUCUGACCUCUGGCAUGAAUGGCAGCCUCAUUGAUCUGGAUGAUGCAUGUUUAACAGAGGAAGAGUACCUGGAAAAAUAUCUGGGUCCUCAUCGAUCACCUGUGUUCCUCCCUGUCUGUCUCAUCUACCUGAUCAUCUUUAUGGUAGGCGUGGUGGGGAAUGUGCUAACGUGUACUGUCAUUGCACGCAACAAAGUGAUGUGGACGCCAACGAACUACUACCUGUUCAGCCUUGCAGUGUCAGACCUGCUGGUGCUGCUGCUCGGCAUGCCACUGGAGCUGUAUGAGCUGUGGCAGAACUACCCCUUUCUCCUCGGGAAGGGUGGCUGCUACUUUAAAAUCUUCCUAUUCGAGACGGUAUGCUUGGCAUCCAUCCUCAACGUGACGGCACUGAGCGUGGAGCGAUACAUUGCUGUGGUGCACCCACUGCGAGCAAAGUAUGUUGUAACACGCACCCAUGCCAAACGGGUCAUUCUCACGGUGUGGGGUGUGUCAGUGUUGUGUGCUGUCCCCAACACAAGUCUGCAUGGGAUUGCCAACCUUCACGGUCGCACCACCAGCCCCUUUGGGAAUGUAAAAGUGGAGAUUCCUGAUUCGGCAAUCUGUACACUGGUGAAACCACGCUGGAUGUACAACUUGACCAUCCAGGUGACCACUUUGCUAUUUUUCAUUGUGCCAAUGCUCACCAUCAGUGCUCUCUACAUGCUGAUCGGGCUGCAACUGAAGCGUGAGAAGAUGCAUCAGGAACUGGAGUCGAAGUCAGGGCAGGACAGCUUCUGUAACAUCCGUAAGGAGCAGCAGAAGGCACGUCGCCGGCAGGUCACUAAAAUGUUGUUUGUUUUAGUGGUGGUUUUUGGGAUCUGCUGGGCCCCGUUUCACACUGACCGUCUAAUGUGGAGUUUCAUCAGUGACUGGACUGACAACCAUCUAGAAAUCUUUGAGUAUGUGCACAUCAUCUCUGGAGUGUUUUUCUACCUCAGCUCAGCAGUCAACCCAAUCCUGUACAACCUCAUGUCCACACGCUUUAGAGAAAUGUUCAAGGAGGUCAUGUGCCAUAGGCCACACCACAUCACUCCCAGAAAACACUCGCUCAGUGUCACGCGAGUGACGCUUCGCAGCAUUUUGAGUGAUGCGCCACUCAGCAACGGAGCCACUGUUGUUGAAGCCGAGGCAGAAGACUGUGAAGUGAGGGUGAAAGAUGAGACCAUUUUUUCAACUUAA
Messenger RNA from Toxotes jaculatrix (banded archerfish), 1293 nucleotides. It is a transcript of the gene nmur1a, whose product is annotated as neuromedin U receptor 1a. Gene Ontology annotation, biological process: G protein-coupled receptor signaling pathway. The record is from RefSeq and is a predicted model, not a curated record. NCBI's taxonomy places the organism in Eukaryota, Metazoa, Chordata, Actinopteri, Toxotidae. The coding region runs from base 1 to 1293 and encodes 430 amino acids. The transcript is spliced from 2 exons. Gene Ontology annotation, molecular function: neuromedin U receptor activity. Gene Ontology annotation, cellular component: plasma membrane.